UGACGGGCCUUGCAGUCCCUGCGUGGUGAGCGGACGCGGGGCGCCCCGGCGAUGGCGGCGGAGGCCUCCAACCCGGACCCGGCCAGGCCCGACGCCGCCCGCGAUGCCGCCGAGACAGGCCCGACGUUGCAGUACAGCCUCCUCCUGGAGCACCUGGUGGGCGACAAGCGGGGGCCGAGGCAAGCGCGUGCCUUUGACCCGGCCGCCCUGGGCGGCUUCCCGGCGCCGGCCAAGAGCGACGAGCAGAAGAUGAUCGAGCGGGCCAUGGAGAGCUGCGGCUUCAAGGCGACCCUGGCCUGCGUCGGGGGAUUCGUGCUUGGGGGCGCCUUCGGUAUUUUCACAGCUGGCAUUGACACCAACGUGGGGUUUGACCCCAAGGAUCCAUACCGCACACCAACCGCAAGAGAAGUCUUGAAAGACAUGGGCCAGAGAGGAAUGUCGUAUGCCAAGAACUUUGCCAUUGUGGGCGCCAUGUUUUCCUGUACUGAAUGCUUAGUGGAAUCUUACCGAGGUAAAUCUGACUGGAAGAACAGUGUUAUGAGUGGCUGCAUUACAGGAGGUGCUAUUGGCUUCAGGGCUGGCUUAAAAGCUGGGGUCCUUGGCUGUGGGGGAUUUGCCGCAUUCUCUGCCGUGAUUGACUAUUACCUACGAUAGCAGCCGAAGCCAGCAAGGAAAGACUUUCCAGGAUAAGGCGUGCAGAACGGUUGGCACAACCCUCCUCCCAGGAAGAAGGGAUCCUUUUGUGCUUGGUUUCGUUGAAGAUGGACACAUCUCUCCCCCACCUCAGCCUGGAGCCUGCGGGCAGAGUCCGGUCCAGCCAAGCAACGAUCAGUUAUUGAUGGAGAGAGAGAACGAUCGGGAACACCAAGGAUCGCAACACACGCGCUUCGCUUGAUUGCCUCUGUGCGUGCGUUUGGUGCCUGCUACGGAAGCGGACUCGCAGAAUCAUUGCUGCGUUAAGACACAAGAGAAAUGUAAAGAUCUGUCUUAUUCCAGGCAAUUUGAGUUGUUGUGCAGCAACCAAAUAAAGUGAGAACAAAUUGUUCAAA
Sphaerodactylus townsendi is the source of this 1049-nucleotide messenger RNA. It is a transcript of the gene TIMM22, whose product is annotated as translocase of inner mitochondrial membrane 22. The transcript has 4 exons. Gene Ontology annotation, cellular component: TIM22 mitochondrial import inner membrane insertion complex. Gene Ontology annotation, biological process: protein insertion into mitochondrial inner membrane. NCBI's taxonomy places the organism in Eukaryota, Metazoa, Chordata, Lepidosauria, Squamata, Sphaerodactylidae. The coding region runs from base 52 to 654 and encodes 200 amino acids. Gene Ontology annotation, molecular function: transmembrane protein transporter activity. The record is from RefSeq and is a predicted model, not a curated record.